UUGUCUCCACUAGCUGGGGAAACAGUGCUAAGAACGCUGGCAUCUGAUCUGAGAGGCGCGAGGGUUCCAUACUCGUGUGGCGCAGCAAACUUUUCCUCGUCAACCAGCUGCUGGGAAUGGGGACAUGGCUUCAUACAGAGUUGGGGAAGGCAGGACAGUGAGAGAGGAAUUUGUCAUAGCGUACAUUGUAGUCCGAUUGUGUUGUGUCCACUCGAUUCGUCAUGCCAUCCUCACCAUCAGCUCUUAUCAAUUAAGAAAAGGUAGUUUAAUACCUUUAAUUUUUUUAGAGGCUUCAAUAAACACAUGGGUAAAGUGAGAAUUCGGAAGACAAAAAGAGAAGAAAAACCGAGGACACAAACAAUUAUUGAUUAGCAUUGAGGAUAGUCUUACACAAUGGCAACAGAUAGGUUAGUUAGGAUAUGGGCUGUGUUCCCGUAAGUAACAAAACGAGCUGCCAACACCUAACUGACAAUAGAGCUUACAGAAACUGUUUUGUCAUUUUACUGACACUAUGGCGCUGAUAACAUGCUACUGAUUCUAUGCCACUGACAUUGUGUCACUGAUACUAUGCCACUGUCACUACACUACCCUAUGACCCCAUACACAUGACAUUUUACUGGUUUCUCACCAAGAGUGGAGAUCACGUGGUGCAGACGCUGCCUCCUUCAAACUUGGUCCUGUACAGGGGAGACCACUGUCAACAAUGUCUGGUCAUCCGUCGUCUGCUCAGGGACAGCGACCUAAAAGACGAGGUGGUAGACAGAGUUGUAGAGGCGGUGGCCGGGUCAAAGUUUACCUACACGCUGUGACUGAUGAACAGGCGGCACUACUUACAGGUACAGUGAACACACGCCCCCUGGAAGAGAUAAAGACAAAUACAGGCGCUGAUGUAGAGUUUGACCCGAACCCCUCACCUGUACCAGGUAUGAAGAUUCUCAUCAUCCGCGGUAUUCCUACUCAGAUCGAGGCGGCAGUCAGGCUCAUCAACCAGACCAUUGGUUUAAAGGAACCAUUACCAGACCAGGUCCAGACAUUCUGGCUACAGUGGGUUGAGGCCGCGUUCCCUCAUCUCGACUCUCGCGCCUACUUCCUGCCUCCUGUCUACGUCAACCGCGUGCCCAUGACUAGACAGUCAGCUGCUGGUCAGCAGGUUCUGGUUCUUACAUCAGCACCUGGACAGGCUGGUCAGUCUAACCCAGUGCCGACGAGUUCAUCUUCUUCAUCAUCUUCGUCCAUUCCUCAGCCUCCUCGCCUUCAGGACAGUGACGUCAGAGACGAUGCUGCCAUGCAACGGAUUUUUGUCUGUCUUCAGAAAAUGUGUGAAAAGAACAGAGAUGUCAUGGUUGGAAUGACUCAGCUUCAGUUCGGACAGUACCUGGGUGAACCUUGUUACGCUGCCGCCGCUACCCACCUACCCCGACCCUCCAACCUUCCUCCUUCUCUACCACGUGACUGGAAACAGGGAGACUUUGAUGUGCUUCUGAUUCAUCGACAGUACGGACUGGUAGUCUGUGAGGUGAAGGCACUGGGUGACAAUAUUCAAUCUGUAAACAUGUCACAGCAGGACAUAGACAAUAACAUUAGACAGAAGAUGAGUAACGCCGUGUCACAGCUGGACAAGGCGGAGGCCAUGUUGUCUCACCUGGUGUCCGACAUCGCUCCCGGUCUGCCCGUCACUAAGGUCAUCGCCUUCCCCAACCUCACGACUCGUCAACUACAACAGGCCAUCUCCGUUGACAUCCACCUCAUUCAGGAUCUGUGUCGGUGUCUGGGAGCAAGUGAUCCCGCCGACAUCCAAGGUCUGUGUCUGUGCUGUGAUCAGUUGUCUGACCCAAAGACCCCGUGUGACGUCAGUAGUCACGUGCUGAGGGAACUCGGACACUGGUGGCAGCGACGUGUGGCUGGGGCUGGACCUGUCAGUCACAUGACACCUGAGUUGUACAAGACACUGGUAGCCAGGUAAAUAUUACAAUAAUGUGUAGUCACAACACUGUCACAGUCUAAGCCUGUCGUGUACGAUGUUAGAUGUGACAUCAGUGCUCACGUCACUGUUGUCGUCAGAGAAAUCGUCAACUGACUAAAUUUCAAAAGUAAGAUUUUUAUCUUGAACAAGUUUGGGUAACUGUUACCAGAUGUUACAGGGAAAAU
Pomacea canaliculata is the source of this 2148-nucleotide messenger RNA. RefSeq lists its product as uncharacterized. The coding region runs from base 704 to 1963 and encodes 419 amino acids. The record is from RefSeq and is a predicted model, not a curated record. NCBI's taxonomy places the organism in Eukaryota, Metazoa, Mollusca, Gastropoda, Architaenioglossa, Ampullariidae. The transcript has 5 exons.